AUGACCCUCACGCUCCUCUUCUCCUCAGUCACAGCAGCAGAAAACUGCAAUUUCUCUGAAUAUAUAUCUCCAAAAUCUCUGGGUCUGAAAAAGGAGAAGCUGCUACACCUUCACUUCUUUUUUCACGACGUUGCAAGGGGAGCCAAUGUCACCGCAGAGUCAGUUGCGCAGGCCAAAACGUCCAACGCUUCCCCCACGCGUUUCGGAUUCCUGGUUAUAGCCGACGACCCAUUGACCAUUGGGCGCGACAUCCGGUCGAAGGUGGUCGGAAAGGCACAAGGACUGUACGGGUUUUCAGACCGGAGCGAGAUUUCGCUAUUCAUGCUCUUGAACUUGGUGUUCACGGAAGGGGAAUUCAGUGGCAGCAGUGUGAGUAUGUUGGGUCGGAACCCGAUAUUCCACAAGAAAAGGGAAUUGCCAAUUGUUGGGGGGACUGGGGUUUUCAAGCUCGCACGUGGCCAAGCUUAUCUCAAGAAGAUUAUUCUUGAUGACGAUACAGGGGUUGCCAUUGUGGAGUACAACCUUUACGUCUUUCAUUAUUGA
This is a messenger RNA of Sphenostylis stenocarpa, 543 nucleotides long. NCBI's taxonomy places the organism in Eukaryota, Viridiplantae, Streptophyta, Magnoliopsida, Fabales, Fabaceae. The record is from the annotation of a GenBank genome assembly.